GGCGUCAUCUACACAGUAUGGCUUGGAUUCCUAGUGCAAACAUAAUUAAGUUUGGACGGUUUGUGGACCGCUAUGGCCUCCAACCCUAUGUCGCCCCCGUCGGACGUCAUUUCUGUCAAAACGACCUAUUGUCCGUGGGCAUUAAAUGAGAGCGUAGGAUUUCCCUUUUCAUCCCGAACGCUUGUCAACCAUCAAGCAAAUCCGCCCGUACCGUGCCUAUUGUUCUCCAGACCGCAUACUAUUGUUUUGGUCACUUGAAUAGGAUACUCUACAAUACACAAUGGAACAAAGGAAAGACGAGGCCCCGGCCACCUCCCCAAAGGGCCCAAGGCUACGAAACAAACUCCAGAAGUGCGUCUCGAGACAAUCAAGCAACAACCGUCAGCAGGAGAGCCCAAGAGCGUUGAAUCCGGUCGUCACACUCGUACCCCGCGCUCUGAUAGACGACGACCCGACAUCUUUGACACAACCUCGCACGGCACCAUCACCGCCGAGUCGUAAUAUACAGCCGACAUAUUGCACUCGAAGAGAGUACGACCCAUAUCAGCGCGACCGUCCUCUUGAGUCGCCGGACCUCCUGAAACCUGAGACUUAUAGGACCCCCGCCAGUCCUGAGUUUCCGCAACCCAUCCGCCGCAAUCCGCCGCCGCCACCUUCACCUAGUUCGGACUUUGUGCCCGCCAGCCCCAACAUGAGAUACCGCACAAAACCGACGUCCACGUCCUCGGUCAGCCAGCCGAAGGCGCCCCCGGGAACUCCCAACACCCUCUACAGGACGUCGAGCGUGGAGCUCAUCGCAGAGCAAUACAAUGCGGUGCUCGAGUCUCGAUACUCUCCCGAGCAUUCGGACGGCUCCGAGCCGCCGCUGACGCCACAAGCCAGCGAGGCUGACGAACCGGUCAUAUUCCGACGACGGCGCAGCUGGGACUAUCACCAGAGCGAAACCUCCAGCCGCGACUCGCCACACAUGGCCGAGCUCCCCGAGCGCUCGCCCAUUUCGGACGACGGCACCCUCGUCUCGUUCCAAGGCGACGCCGUCUACUUCAAGCCGCUCUCCUGCUCGCCCAAGCAGGCGCCGCUCCUGUUCUCCCCCCAGUCGGAGCCACCACCGCCGCCGAGCGUGCCGCUGAGCCUGAGCCGGCAGCAGACGAGCAGCGCGGACGACAACGACAACGACAACAACAACGACAACGACGACGACGACGACGACGACGACGACGACAGCCUCGGCCUGCAGAUCAGCCUGGACCUGCUGACGCACGACCUGUCGUCGGCCAUCGCGGGCCGCCGCAGCCGCCGCCCCUGCCGCCCGUCCCGGGCCACGUCGGCGCUGCAGGUCUGGGUCAUGAUCGAGGCGUACGAGCGCAUGCGCGACCAGAUGGCCGAGCUCAGCCAGAGCGAGGAGCGGGCCAGGGCCAUGCGCGACAUGUUUGACUUGUGGCUGCGCGCGCUUUAUGCGGUGCAUGGCGACAUGUCGAGGGGGGCGAGGGAGGAGGAGGGGUCUUCUGGUGGGGCUGGGGAGUAAGGAGGGGAGGUCGGGAGUUGGGAUGGGGGAUUGAUUGCAUCAUGAUACCAAACUGGGGCGGGAGGUUAGGGAAUGGGAAUGAUAAAAGGUGUUUUGGUAGAAGGCGUGCGGGUUUGUGUGUGUUAGCUCCGAGUCCACUA
This is a messenger RNA of Chaetomium fimeti, 1665 nucleotides long. RefSeq lists its product as uncharacterized. The transcript has a single exon. The coding region runs from base 281 to 1525 and encodes 414 amino acids. The record is from RefSeq and is a predicted model, not a curated record. Lineage: Eukaryota; Fungi; Ascomycota; Sordariomycetes; Sordariales; Chaetomiaceae.